Phragmites australis (common reed) is the source of this 3416-nucleotide messenger RNA. RefSeq names its product probable serine/threonine-protein kinase SIS8. The coding region runs from base 292 to 2934 and encodes 880 amino acids. NCBI's taxonomy places the organism in Eukaryota, Viridiplantae, Streptophyta, Magnoliopsida, Poales, Poaceae. Gene Ontology annotation, biological process: protein phosphorylation. The record is from RefSeq and is a predicted model, not a curated record. The transcript is spliced from 12 exons. Gene Ontology annotation, molecular function: protein kinase activity; ATP binding.
ACACGCAUCACGGAGGGAAAAAAAAAAGGGAUAAAAAAGAGCAGGUCCUCCGCAGGCUUCUUCAGCCGCGACGAGGCGAAGCAUCCUGCAUCCACCACGACGCUCGAAUAGAAUAGACUAGACUAGAGCAGAGCAGAAAUGGAUAGAUAGAUCGACGCAAAUUGAACAGCGCACGCAUACGCGGGCCGGUGAUUCCUUUGGUCGCUGGGACGGAUCGGAUCGGAGCCGGAGAAGAGGGCUUUGGAAUUUGGGAUUCGUCAGGCCAUCGCGUCGCAUGCCGCCGGGCCGCCCAUGACCCGCAUGAAGCACCUGCUACGCAAGCUCCACCUCGCUGGUGCCGGCGGGGGCGGGGGCGGGGGCGCGGCGCCGGACCACCACCGCCCGCGGCACCGGCGCUCGGGGCACCCGCCGCCGACGGUCGUCGCGGCGGGGGCAACCGAGCCGCCGCAGCCGGCGCCUGCUCCUGCGGCGGUGGCGGAGCCGAGGGGGCUGGGGGCGGAGGCGGCGAUGACGCGGCUGGAGGAGGACUACCACGUGCGGCUCGCGCUCGCGAUCUCGGCGUCGGACCACGCGGGGCUCGUCGACGCGGACUCCGUCCAGAUCCGCGCGGCCGAGCGCAUCAGCCUCGGUGCCGCGGCUGCCACGGCGGCGGCCGGGGACCGGAGCCCCGUGGAGGCCCUCUCCGCGCGGUACUGGAACCACAGCGUCGUCAACUACGAUGAGACGCUGUCGGACGGGUUCUACGACCUGUGUGGCGCGCAGCUGCAUCCUGGCUUCCAGGUCAGGUUCCCCUCUCUGAUCUACCUCAGGGCGGUUCCACCCGGAGGCGAUGUUUCCUUCCUGGCAAUUUUGGUGAAUCGGGAGAGCGAUCCUGCCCUAAAACGCCUGGAAGAUAGGGCUGCGGCGAUUACCGCGCAGAGCAGGGUACAACACGGUGGUGUUGCUUCCGCGGAGCUUGUGCAGAAGAUUGCAGGUCUUGUGGUCGAUGCGAUGGGCGGUCCGGUGGGGGAUGCUGAUUUUAUGGUCAGAGAAUGGAGCGUGAAGAGCCGCCAGCUAUCUCUUCAGCUAAACAGUGUUGUUCUUCCUCUUGGUUCGCUUCAGGUUGGGCUGUCGCGCCACAGGUCCCUGCUUUUUAAGGUGCUAGCUGACCGAGUUAAUCUACCGUGUAAGCUUGUGAAGGGAAUAUAUUAUACUGGAACAGACGAAGGAGCUGUUAACUUGGUUAAAGUCGAUUUUGACAGCACUGAAUAUAUAGUUGAUCUGAUGGGAGCUCCAGGCACCUUAAUCCCUUCAGAUAUUUCCUGCAGUCAGUUUCAGGACUCCAACGAUAGUCAACUGAACAGUAACGCCAUUGAAGAGAGUGUCGCAGAAUUAUGCUUAGCUCUUGAGCAGAUUAAUGGUGGAUAUGGGAAUAGAAAUGACAGUGGAGAAAGCUCAUCUGAUUACUGUUCUGUUUUAGCGCUCACAACUUCACAGCUGGAAGAUUUAUCUCAGACAGAGAACUCAUUUGAACAAAAUGUUAUCUCUGAAAAAGGCCAAUCGAACGUGCUCAACAUUGAAGGGUGUAUUUCUGAGCAUAUGAAAGUCAAUGAUGUUUCCAACUAUAUUGUGUCUGAAGUAGUGGACCCACAGUUUGCACAAAAUUUGCAUGACUUACUUUUGGAGAGUAGUGCAUUGCUACCCACUGAUUUAUUAUCUGAUCAAGAUAGUUGUAACAUUCAUGGGAAUAUAGAAAUAGGCAUAAACACUUCUGAAGAUAAAGAAAAUGCAGAAUGGUUGCUAGUUGCUCAAACAAGUCCAAAUUUGCCAAAUGAUUUCGUAGAUAAGGAUUCUUCAUCACAACUCGAAAGUGCCAGAGCACUAACAUUAUUGAGCUGUUACCACAAUAUUCCCUUGGCACCUUAUGAAAAUGUACAACACCCUGUGGAAAAUACAAAAGAAAUAAUAAGAGAUUUGGAUUUGCAUGACCAUACAGCUAGUGCUAUUUCCAAUGAGGAUCAAAGGGUUGCUGAAGAUUCUUUGGUAAACAUGUCAGGAGGUAGCAAUGAAAAUUUGAACAAGUUGAGCUGGUCUAGUACGAAAACAAUCAGCUCUGUUAUGGAUGAUGUUGCUGAAUAUGGAAUACCAUGGGAAGAUCUUGAUAUUGGAGAACGUAUUGGUCUAGGGUCAUAUGGGGAAGUCUAUCGUGCAGAUUGGAAUGGCACUGAGGUUGCAGUGAAGAAAUUUCUUGACCAGGAUUUAUCAGGUGUUUCACUAGAGCAAUUUAAAUGUGAAGUGAGAAUCAUGUCAAGACUAAGGCAUCCCAAUGUAGUUCUUUUCUUGGGAUAUGUAACACAACCACCAAAUCUCUCUAUAUUAACUGAGUACCUUCCAAGGGGGAGCCUAUAUCGUCUGUUGCAUCGGCCAAAUAGUCAAAUCGAUGAAAUCCGGAGGCUAAAAAUGGCACUAGAUGUGGCAAAAGGGAUGAACUACCUGCACGCUGGCCAUCCUACCAUUGUUCAUCGUGACCUUAAAUCCCCAAACCUUUUAGUGGAUAAAAAUUGGGUUGUUAAGGUGUCUGAUUUUGGCAUGUCAAGGUUGAAACAUCAUACUUUUCUUUCCUCUAAGUCAACUGCUGGAACACCGGAGUGGAUGGCACCAGAGGUACUGCGUAAUGAACCAGCUAACGAGAAGUGUGAUGUCUACAGUUUUGGAGUAAUCCUGUGGGAACUAGCAACCAUGCGGGUACCAUGGAGUGGGUUGAAUCCAAUGCAAGUUGUAGGAGCAGUUGGGUUCCAGAACAGACGACUAGACAUCCCCAAGGAAGUGGAUCCGCAGGUGGCUAGCAUAAUAUCUUCAUGUUGGGAAAACGAUCCAAGCAAAAGGCCGUCGUUUUCCCAGCUCUUGUCACCUCUAAAGCAACUACAGCAUUUGGUUGCUACAGAAAGCUGCUGACAUACUGUUCCUGAAAAAAAAAUCAGGACACGUUUAUUCAAGUAUUUAUGCUCUACUACAGGGGCUAAAAUUUUCAUGUCGAAGCUCGUGGAGAUGUAUUCAGAAUCUCUGCAGUGUAGAUGUGUAUGGACGAAGGUUCUGCGCAUCACCUUGUGAAAAUGUGAGAACUCUCUGAAGCUGCGCAAAGGCGCUGCCAGAGAAAGCGUAGUGUGUAGUCUCAUGUGAAGAAAAUGUGGCGCGACACGAAGUGCUCUGUGCCAUGGUAAAUAGUUGUUCAGUUCUGGAUUUGGACUGGUGAUUCUGAGAAUCAGAAUUCACCACAAAGAUAGGAUCUUGAAGAUUUACCCCCUCGCUUUAGAAAAGAUCAAGAAGAAUGGAGGUCAAAAGGUUACGGUGUCUGCAAAAAGUUGCAGCCCGAUGUUUACCACAUGUAACAUUGUAUAUCCUUUGCAAUGUGCAUUUUGAUACUUUUGCCCCCGCCC